This is a messenger RNA of Cladocopium goreaui, 2046 nucleotides long. NCBI's taxonomy places the organism in Eukaryota, Dinophyceae, Suessiales, Symbiodiniaceae. The record is from the annotation of a GenBank genome assembly.
AUGACCGCCGUCUAUGAGCCAAAGAACAUCCUUAUCACAGGCGGCGCAGGUUUCAUUGCCAGCCAUGUGGCAGAGCAUUUGUUCUUCAAGUACCCCAAGUACAAGAUUGUGAUUUUGGACCGUUUGGACUACUGCGCCAACACCAAGAACUUUGAUUCGAUGGCGGGGAAGCCGAACUUCAAGUUCGUGAAGGGUGACAUCAAAAGCCCAGACCUUCUGCACUACGUGAUCAAGCAAGAGGAAAUUGACACCGUGAUGCACUUUGCGGCGCAGACGCACGUGGAUCUGUCCUUUGGGAACUCGGUGACCUUUACGGAUGACAACGUGUUGGGCACCCACCGAAUCCUGGAGGUUCUUAAGGAGAACAAGGGCCAAGUGUUGCGCUACAUCCAUGUUAGCACAGAUGAGGUCUACGGCGAAAAUGCCUCCUACAGUGACGAGAAUGACAUGAAGGUGGAAGCGACAUCGCCCUUGGAUCCAACAAAUCCUUAUGCUGCCUCCAAAGCUGCAGCUGAGAUGAUGGUGAAGUCCUAUCAUCGGUCCUAUGGUCUUCCUGUGCUGGUGACACGUGGAAACAACGUCUAUGGCCCCCGCCAGUAUCCAGAGAAGCUGAUCCCAAAGAUGAUUAUGAUGCUGAAGAGGAACAAGAAGCUCACGGUUCAUGGUGAUGGGGCAAGCAAGCGUUCCUACUUGCACGUGAAGGAUGUUGCUGCAGCCUUCGACAUUGUGCUGCACAAAGGUGUCACAGGCAGCACGUACAACAUUGGCACAGCUGAAGAGCACUCUGUCAUCGAAAUUGUGAAGAAUAUCAUCAAACUCAUGAAGCCCGAUGUGGAACCUGACAAGAUGAUCGAGUAUGUGCGCAAUCGGCCAUUCAACGACAUGCGCUAUUUCCUGGACCUGCGCCAAUUGGAAACUCUUGGUUGGAAGGAGACCAUCAAAUUCGACGAAGGCCUCAAGCAGACCGUGGACUGGUUCAGUGUUCACGGCGCGGCAUUUUGGGACACCUGCGAUUUGGACACUGUCUUGGUGGCGCAUCCUGUCCCCAUCAUGAUGCCGGACACGCCAAUGCACGUUGAUUCACAGGCAGCACUGCCUCCUCCACCUGCCAAGAAGGCAAAGAAGGUGAAGUUCCUGGUCUUCGGCAAGACUGGGUGGAUUGGCGGAAUGAUUGGCAAUCUCUUGACACAGAAGGGCUUUUCUUGGGAGUGGGCAAAUUCCCGUCUCCAGGAUCGCGAGUCUGUUGAGAGAGAGCUCUUGCACAGUGGCUGCACACAUGUGAUGAAUGCCGCCGGGCUCACUGGUCGACCAAAUGUGGACUGGUGUGAAACACAUCGCCAGGAGACCAUCCGCGUCAAUGUGAUUGGCACGUUGACCCUGGCAGAUUUGUGUGCUACCCAUGGUAUUCACAUGACCAACUUCGCUACAGGAUGCAUCUUCCACUAUGACAAGAACAAGCCGGAGAAGGUGGAACGUGACCCAAAUUUGGUGGCAAAAGAGGCUGGCAAGACAUUCAGUGAGGAGGAUCGCCCCAACUUCACUGGCUCCUUCUACUCUGAGACCAAGGGCUAUGUCGAGAACAUGCUGAGGGAAUUCGAUCACGUUUUGACUUUGCGCGUCCGCAUGCCCAUUGAUGGAGAUGUUCUCUGCAAUAAGAGGAACUUCAUCUACAAGAUCGCGCAUUACAACAAGGUGGUGAACAUCCCCAACAGCAUGACCGUGCUGCCGGAGUUGCUGCCCUAUGCUGUGGAGAUGGCCCUGCGCCGUUUGACUGGCAUCUACAACUUCUGCAAUCCUGGUGCCAUCAGCCACAACCAAGUCUUGGAGCUUUACAGGGACUACAUCGAUCCAGACUUCAAGUGGGGCAACUUCACCAUCGAAGAACAGGCUAAGGUCAUCACUGCUGCGCGCUCCAACAACGAGCUGAGCCCCCACAAGAUGUGGAAGGAGUUCCCCAACAUGUUGCCGAUCAGGAACUCGCUGAUUGAGUACGUCUUCAAGCCACUUCAGACUGAGAAGUCCAAAGCGGCCAUGGCGAAGAAAUGA